UAAAAAAUCCGUGGCAUUAUCUGUGUCGUACGUGUGGUCAAGCGAGAUAAUCCGUCUGAGAAGAAUAAUUCCUUUGUUCUGUAAAGAAAAGAACAGAAAAAUAGUUUGACAUCGGCCAAAAAUAUUCAAGGAAAUAUUUCGCAAUGAAAAUAGUCAGUUAAAAAUCUUAAAAAUUAAAAAUUGUUGCUAAAACUACCAGGAUGUUAGGAAGUAUGAAGAGUUACACGAACUGUUUGGUUGCGGUUUUAUUGACCUUAUAUGGAGUUGGUGGUGCUGAAAAUGGUACUGAAGCUGUGACUGAAGUCUCUGAGGCGCGGGGACCCGUGAAAUACGCUUUGCUGAGUCAUUUCGCCUACACCGUGGUAACCAAGCUGGUCAUCCUCAAAAUAGUCUACGGCUUCAUUCUCGCCGCCCUUCUUUUCAAGGGAUGGAAGUUCGUUCUCUGGUUCAUCCAUUAUCUCAAGGAAACGAAACGGGACCACCAUAUAGAGAUUGACCAUGAUUAUCAUGAUUUUGACCACCAUGGUCAUCAUGGUUUUAGUCAUCAUGAUUUUGGUCAUCAUUACGACCAUCAUGUUUUUAAGCAUCAUGAAUUGGAUUAUGAUCCUUAUCAGGGGUACAGUUCGUACGGUAACGAUGAGUAUUAUCCACAAAAGAAGAAAGGGAUGUAUGAUGCUGAUGGGUCCUAUUCUGUAAAAGGUAGUUAAAUUAUUAGAAAGAUACUGUUUUAAAGUAUGUUUUUAAAUUAGGGCCAAAAGGAUGACAGGCGACCCAUGGAAUACUUUUUUGUGCUCCGACCGGAAAGCGUCAAAUUUUAGGUCGCUGCGCUAAAUAAAGUUACCUAUCACUUUCCGGCUCCAUCGAACAGAAAAAUAGGCUGAAGCGGCCGAAAAAUUUAAUAAUGUUAAAUCCAU
This is a messenger RNA of Leguminivora glycinivorella, 914 nucleotides long. RefSeq lists its product as uncharacterized. Bases 201 to 707 code for a protein of 168 amino acids. Lineage: Eukaryota; Metazoa; Arthropoda; Insecta; Lepidoptera; Tortricidae. The record is from RefSeq and is a predicted model, not a curated record. The transcript is spliced from 2 exons.